AUGGAUGUCUCCCCCAUAUUCCUUCCCGCUCGCUCUUUCUCACUCUCACAUUUUGAUUGUGAGACGAUCUAUCUGUUUGGUGAUGUUGUUUCUACUACUUCAGAAUCAGGAAGGCUAUAUAGAGGCGAUGGAGUUCGUAUUAUAAAAGUGGCUUAUGAUCCUGGAUUUGUAAAUAUGUUGAUGGGUUUGGAAGGAUUUUCAACGAAUAAGGAAUAUGAAUGUUUGUUUGGGUGUCAUUCCAGAGCAAUUUGGACUACUUGGGAUGGGAAGGUGACAAAGAUGGUGACCACUUAUAAUCGGCAGUGA
Messenger RNA from Dovyalis caffra, 306 nucleotides. Lineage: Eukaryota; Viridiplantae; Streptophyta; Magnoliopsida; Malpighiales; Salicaceae. The record is from the annotation of a GenBank genome assembly.